Molecule: messenger RNA, 1875 nt
Organism: Lactuca virosa
Lineage: Eukaryota; Viridiplantae; Streptophyta; Magnoliopsida; Asterales; Asteraceae
Source: the annotation of a GenBank genome assembly
AUGGAGGCUUCUGUUCGAUUAGCUAGGAACUCAUGUAGGCACGUGCAUUGCUUUGGAUUUACAAAAUGUCUCUAUAUAGACACAUUUUCAUACGACUUAAAUCAUCUAGUUGAAGAGGUGAAAAAACACUAUCCAUCACAAAGCGAUAUUGUUUUGUCAAUAGUAUUUGUUGACAAAUAUGCAAAAGAGCAAUGCUUUAUUGAACUUGAUAAUGAUAAGAGUUUCAUGGUGAUGUUAAACAUGUAUAAUGAUGAGAAAGAAGUGACAAUUUAUGCGACAACUGAAAAAUUAAGGUAUAACCCUAAACCGUUAAGUUGUCAAGAUAAAGUUAUUGAUGAAUCUGAUGAUGAAAAUGAAACAGACUCAGUUUGUCCAAGUCAAGAAAGCUAUCAUAGUCUUCAUAGUUCCGAUAACGAAUAUGAGCUUCUAAAUUAUAGCGAAACUUAUGCAUAUAGUACGAUGAAUCCAUUUAUGAAAGUGAAUUCUAAAUUCCCAAGUGUAAAGAAAUUUAUAGAAACUCAUUCUUGUACUCGAAGCAACAAGAGUGGUAACAAACAUGCCACUCAAGGAUGGAUUGCUGAUGUUGUUACCGACAAGUUGAAAUCUGAAGGCGAUGUCUCUCCUGCCGACCUAAAAAAGUGGCUUAUGCAUACCUACAAUGUUGAAGUACCAUAUAUGAGAGUCUUUAGAGGAAGAGAACAAGCUUAUACCGAUAUGUAUGGAAAGUGGGAUGACUCUUAUGUAAAUAUAUAUGAUUUCAAACAAGAACUUGAAAAAAGAAACCUAGGAAGUGUGGUGGAGAUUGAUUUACAGACAGUUGGUGAAAAGAAACAUUUCCUACGCUUUUUUAUAUCAUUAACAGCAUGCUCUAAGGGGUUUCUUGCUGGUUGUCGUCCUUACAUUGGGCUUGAUGCUUGUCAUUUGAAAGGGAAAUUUAAUGGUGUGUUAGCCGCUGCCACAAGUAUCGACGGUAACAAUGGUAUGUUUCCAGUAGCCUAUGGUGUGCUUGAGGCAGAGAAUACAAAAUCAUGGACUUGGUUUCUCACGUCACUAAAAAAAGCGAUUGGUACACCAAAUGGUCUUGUUAUCUCCUCUGACAUGCAAAAAGGCUUGGAAUUAGCUAUUACACAGGUUUAUCCUAAUAUUGAGCAUCGAGAAUGCAUAAGACAUUUAUGUAGCAACUUCAAGAAACAUUUUCGAGGUGACUUUUUCAUGAGCAAGCUAUGGGAGGCUGCAAAUACCUACUCUCUUAGUAAGCAUGAUAGAUUGUUAAAUGAAAUUGCUACUAAAUGUGCAGAUGCAAUUUCAUAUUUGAAUGAGAACCAUAAAAAGAUAUGGAGUAGAAGUAAGUUUGGCACACUUGUCAAGUGUGAUUACAUUACCAACAACAUUUCAGAAACUUUUAACUCUUGGGUAGGUGACAUACGUUAUAAACCGGUGCUUGAUCUCCUUGACGCAAUUAGAGAAAAACUUAUGGAACGAUUUGACAAGAAAAGAAGUAAGAACUUGGGUGAAUAUCAAGUUUGUAGAAGCGGUGAUAAUAAAGCAGAAGUGAAGUACAAAGGAUAUCGUGGGAUGUUGUAUUGGAUGAGAAAAAGUGUAGUUGUCGAAAAUGGCAAGUUACAGGCCUUCUUCGACAAGUUUAAAGAAGCAUAUGCUUUAGAAAUUGGUCCGAUGCCUGGAAAAGAUCAAUGGGUAAGUAUAGAGACAGUCGAAAAGAUAUACCCUCCUAUUAUAAAACGACCGCCUGGACGACCUAAAAAGAACAGAAUUAUACCACAUGACGAGCCCAAAAAAAAGACACAGAUGUCCGCGUUGUGGUAUGUAUGGACACCAUCAAAGGACUUGCAAAAAUCCCGCGUCUCAAGGUUUUGA